CCCCGGGAUAAGUUCCCACCACGAUCUGCACCUCUUCGAUGCGACUGGACGAUAAAUGGGCUAGCCUCUCAAGACCGGCCCAUAUCCCUUUUGGUCCCCUUUAGCGAUUGUCAUAAGCGCAUGCAUGGACCUUACGAAUCUGUUGCACUGCGUGCACGGACUCUAUCUCUACCUCUUCCUCUAUCCCUUAUUUCUCAUUCCAGAGCAGAGCGAUACGAUGGAAGAUGUCUUCUUUCGAUGCCCAAUCAUCUCUCCUCGCUCAUCUCUCGUCUCUCCCCUCUUUCAGUCCAGCAUUCUGCUGACGUCCCCGCCCCCUCCCAUUUCAUCUGUCUUGAACUCACUCGACGUCCUUCCCCCUCACUUUUCUCCCUCGGUCCAUAUCACUCUUGUCUCUUUCUUCUCCCCCUUCUUUGUCCUCUUCUCCCUCCCCCCCCCCCUCUCAUCUCAUAUCUAUCUGUCCCCUCGGUCAUUUCCAUGUCAUGUCAUGUCGUGUCGUGUCGUCGAUGAAGAUCAGCCUGUCCGUAACGAGCUCAUCACCGUCCCUUGUUUGAGGCCCUUUCUUGCUACCUUUGACUGGACUGAUAUCAGUGGUGGUGUGAUCUGAGGUUUGAUUGGGAUUGGAAGGGAAAGGAUCGUGGGCAUGGGCAUGGGCGUGAUGAUGGUGAUGCUUUGUGAGGAGGGGAGAGGGCAGGUGAGGGCUGGUUGUACUGUAGCUGGCAUGGAUCAAGGGAGCCUCUCUCUUCUGCCCUAACGGUGAUCCUUCUGCAUCUUGGCUUCCGUCGAUGAGACAGGAGAGUGGGGGGCGAUAGGCUCAAGCUCUCGGACAGCGACGCCAAGCGUGCAUCCAUCCAGCUCAAUCGCAAUCGCGGCAAGGAUCCUGGUGGGCGGAAAUGACGAAAGAAGCUUCUUUGUUGAACAGGGUGAAUGAGCAGAG
Molecule: messenger RNA, 934 nt
Organism: Microstroma glucosiphilum
Lineage: Eukaryota; Fungi; Basidiomycota; Exobasidiomycetes; Microstromatales; Microstromataceae
Exons: 1
Coding region: 125-604 (159 amino acids)
Source: RefSeq, a predicted model, not a curated record